Pisolithus orientalis is the source of this 1378-nucleotide messenger RNA. RefSeq names its product FAD/NAD(P)-binding domain-containing protein. NCBI's taxonomy places the organism in Eukaryota, Fungi, Basidiomycota, Agaricomycetes, Boletales, Pisolithaceae. Gene Ontology annotation, molecular function: monooxygenase activity; FAD binding. The transcript is spliced from 7 exons. The record is from RefSeq and is a predicted model, not a curated record. The coding region runs from base 64 to 1335 and encodes 423 amino acids. Gene Ontology annotation, biological process: secondary metabolite biosynthetic process.
UCUCUGGAUAUCGUGGUUGUAGGCUGUGGCAUAGGAGGUUUAGCAGCUGCAUUUUGCCUUGCAAUGGCAGGCCAUAAAGUCACUAUCUUGGAAAGCACUGCGACGGUUGGCGAAUUUGGCGCCGGCCUUGUCAUUAGUCCCAACGUAACUCGCCAGUUAAUUCGUUGGGGCCUCGAAAAGCGACUGCAAGAAGUCGCUGUUAGCCCGAGUGCACUGAACAUCCGGCAUUGGUGCACCGGAGAGACGGUAUCAUGGAAACAAUGUGGCGACUCGAUGGUGAAGAACUACGGGGCGCCGCUCUUCAACAUACACAGAGCUGAUCUGCAUCGCAUGUUGUAUGAUCUCGCAGAGCCACGUGUCACCAUCCGAACGAAUUGCCGGGUUGUUGCCAUGGACCCAUCCGUACCCAGUUUGACGCUAAAAUCUGGUGAAGUUGUCCGUGCCGACUUGGUAGUCGGUGCAGACGGUUUGUGGAGCGUAACUCGUCAGUAUGUCAUUGGAAGGCCGGACGAACGAACCCCGUCGGGUGACGCAACCUACCGCGCCGUGUUACCUACCGAAUUGCUCCUUGCAGACCCAGAGUUAAGGGUCCUUGCUGAGACACCGGAGAUGGUUGUAUGGUUUGGCCCACAGCGACGCAUCGUAGCAUACAACAUUCGAGGCAUGAAGGAGUACAACAUGGUCAUGUGCCAUCCCGACCAAGACCCUGAAGGGCCCUGGAAAAUAGAGGAGAGUUCCGAUAGGGUGAAGGAGGAGUUUGUAGGCUGGGAACCACGCAUCCAGAAACUCCUUUCGCUCAUCCCUUCAGCGAUCAAAUGGAGAUUGAUGGACCACGCACCUUUAGAAACUUGGGUACACAAGGGCGGCAAACUUACCCUUCUUGGCGACGCUUGCCAUCCCGUGCUUCCUUACGGUGCACAAGGGGCGGCUAUGGCUAUCGAAGAUGCCGCGGUCCUUGGGAACCUGUUCUCCCGCUUGUUUUCCCGUGCUCAGAUUGCCCCUCUCCUUCACGCUUACGAAGCAAUCCGUUAUGACCGGGCGACUAACACGCAAGCGUUCUCCCGCCUUCGUAGGACCCCCUUCCAUCUUUCUGAUGACCGGGAACAAGAACAACAUGAUGAGCAGGUGCACGCUGCCAUGGAAGACUCGCUAAGAGCAGCUCGUGGCGGAGCACCUGUUGGUACUGACACGAACGUUAUCGGCAAUGCGAACCAGCCGGAUAGAGAGAGGGAAGCAAUCCAGUUUAGGUAUGAUGCCGACAAAGAAGCUGAGAGGUGGUGGCGGGAACACGGCGAGAGCGAGGUUGGUUUAUUGGGAAUGCCAUCGACAUCAUGAUGUAGUGUUUGUUGCGUCAGGUAUUUUUAUCGAUGUAAUUCUU